AGGGUUAAACGGGUUUGACACGCAGGAAAUCUCAUGCAAAUGCCGGACCCGAAGCUGAUCCUCUCGGAGAAUCGCAGCACAUUUAUCUGUCGGCACAACAAUGAGGAUUUCCGGCUCUCAAACGUCUCAUUUGAUACAGUGGAAUCAGAUUUGUGGUCAGCUAAAGCCAGAUUACCUGCGUCUCCUGAACACCUUCACAAAACGGCCCAGAUUAGCUGGGAUUUUCCACACACUUUACACUUUCUCCCCCUCGGCUGUAUGGAAGGAUUAUGUUUUGUCUCCUCGCUUUUAAUCUAUUUGGUAAAUGUGUGUUUGACACCGAGCCGCUCUUAUAUGAGUGUGUUCUCUGAAGCCCAUGGCAUUGUGGGUCCAGGAGUGGCAGGAGAACAUGUUCGUGGACCAGAAGCGCUUCUCGUUCAGCAUCGACCGCAUUCUGGAGAACCGGGAGCCCGUCUCGGAGAGCCCUGGUGUUUCGGGAUCCUGCGAGGAGAAGCUGGCCUCGGGAUCCGCUCCGGAGACUCACGGAUGCUUGUGUUCGCACUGUGGAGAGAUUAUACACCUUUGGGGUCCGAGGAUGUUAGCAGACCCGGCUCCUGCUGCAGAAUCAUCCAGCUUCGCUCACGUUCAGAGGAGGGUUCGGCGGCACCGCACGAUCUUCACCGAGGAACAGCUGGAGGCUCUGGAGGACCUGUUCCGGCAGAACCAGUAUCCCGACAUCAACACCAGAGAGGACCUGGCCCAGCGCACACACCUGCGAGAGGAGAGAGUCGAGGUGUGGUUUAAGAACCGAAGGGCGAAAUGGAGACGACAGAAGCGGCUUCCCUUCAGCCUUCCAGACGACUGGAAAAAUGUCCUUCACAGCGACUGACGCCAACAUUAUGAUUAUGAAUAUGAUGUCCUCAGUCUAAAGACCACGAGAGCUGAAACCCUUCAUUUAUCAGUCCCAAUCAUUUAUAGAAGGACAUUACAAAAACAGGGUGUUCCCAUUCAUAAAGUCCCCCUGUGGUGUAAAUCCAGCGUUUAAUGUUGUUUAUGUGUGUGUGUGG
This is a messenger RNA of Pimephales promelas (fathead minnow), 1046 nucleotides long. Its product is annotated as homeobox protein goosecoid-2. Gene Ontology annotation, cellular component: nucleus. NCBI's taxonomy places the organism in Eukaryota, Metazoa, Chordata, Actinopteri, Cypriniformes, Leuciscidae. Gene Ontology annotation, biological process: regulation of transcription by RNA polymerase II. The record is from RefSeq and is a predicted model, not a curated record. Gene Ontology annotation, molecular function: DNA-binding transcription factor activity, RNA polymerase II-specific; RNA polymerase II cis-regulatory region sequence-specific DNA binding.